Trypanosoma conorhini is the source of this 303-nucleotide messenger RNA. Its product is annotated as putative spliced leader RNA PSE-promoter transcription factor. The record is from RefSeq and is a predicted model, not a curated record. NCBI's taxonomy places the organism in Eukaryota, Euglenozoa, Kinetoplastea, Trypanosomatida, Trypanosomatidae. Bases 1 to 303 code for a protein of 100 amino acids. The transcript has a single exon.
AUGGUGGUGUCGAAUGAGCCCGGGUACUACAAGGACGGGGCGUUUGGCAUCCGCAUAGAGAACCUCGAGGUCGUCGUGCCGGCCGCCACGAAGCACAGCAAGGAGGGGUUCCUGACAUUUGACACACUCACCAUGGUGCCGUUGUGCCGCGAACUCAUUGACGCGGCGGCCCUGACGGAGGCGGAGCGGCAGCAGGUUGACGCCUACCACAAAAAAGUGCGGGAAACGCUUUUACCGCACCUCCGCCGCUGCAACGACAGCUGCGCCAUCGCCUACUUGGAGCACCACACAGCGCCGCUCUAG